AUCGCAGGGCAGACAGGCAGAGAGUGUAAAAUGGCGCACAGCUGUCGGUGGCGGUUCCCCGCUCGGCCCGGAGGGAGCAGCAACUCCGGUACCGGGAGGAGAGCGGGCCGAAUCAGAGUUACUGCCUCUCUGCGGAAUGUCUCAGGAGCCCACCAGAACGCAGCUGGGCUCGGACCCGGGUUUGAUGCUGCACUACAGGUCUCUUCGGUUAUCGGAAGCAACCUGCAGAAAUUUCGGGAUGUUUUGGGGGAAUCGAGUGACUCGAGCAGCGGGGAGGAGGAAGCAUUUGGAGGAUUUGGAGCGAUCACAGAACAGAAAAGAAUACAGAGCCCUUCCACAUCUUCUUCAGUAGAAACACCUAUACAGGAGAAGAAGCCCAGAGGUCGACCCCCACGGGCCCUGACUACCCAGAAAUCUGCUGCAAGCCUACCCUCUCCCUCCUCCCCAAUACAGGCAAAACCUGAAAGCCUCGAUAGGCCGGCUGAGAAGGUGAAAAGGUUGCCUGGAAGGCCACCUGGCACUGGGGAAAAGAGAAGAGGUCGCCCCCCAUCUGCAAAUAAUAAGAAAGGUUGGGGUGCAGGGAGUCAUGCUGCAGGGGAGGACAGGCAGGCUGGGACUGAGCUGGGCAUGGACACAGAGGAGGAGGAUGGAAAAGGCUCCGCUCAGCCACAUGACACUGAGGCAAAGCUUCCCAAAGGUGGACAGGGUAAUGCCAAAGUUCCUAACCUGAAGAGGCUGAGGGCAACCAAACUCAACCCUCUCAAGUCGCGGCUGAAAACAUUGCCUGGUGUACCCCGCCGCAGACGUGGGCGGCCUCCUUCAGCUGAACGACUAAAAGCUGAGGCUGCUGCUGCUCAGCUGUCUGCCUCUAUUGAAUGUGGGGAUGGGAAACACAAGUCAUUUAAGGCUAGAGGGGGUGACAGAGGCACAGAACCACACACUCCCCCACAUUCUGCACUGAGGAAUGAGGAUGGUGCAGAAGACCAGGACUCUUCCAAUCCCCCCGCCUCUCCAUCACCCUCCACACCUGGCAGGGCAGUGGGCCUCAGAAAAAGCCCUCGCCACAGAAAGCCUGUCAGAAUUGUCCCCUCUUCUAAACGCACUGAUGCAACAAUUGCUAAACAGCUGCUGCAACGUGCUAAGAAAGGAGCACAGAAGCGAUUGGAGAAAGAAGCAGGUGCCAUUGGGGGAGGUGGAACAGGGACCAUUGAAGCUGGCAUAAGGAAGACCCAGUUGAAGAACAUUAGACAGUUCAUCAUGCCUGUGGUCAGCACAGUUUCCCUUCGUAUUAUCAAAACCCCCAAGCGUUUCAUUGAGGAUGAGGGCAGCUUUGGGACCCCCACACCUCAUAUGAAGAUGGCACGAUUGGAAACCCCCACAUCUGUCUCUACAUCUGCCCAACCCACCACUAGUGUGGCUUCCGCCUCCCCUUCUCCUAACCUGGUCUCUUCCACAGCGGCUGUCACUAGCACUGGAACCACUGCACCAACAGACUCCCUUCCUCCUCCUCCACCUCCUGCCCCUGUCACCAGUGUUCCAUCAACACCUGCCAGUCUCCUCAACAGCAACACAAACAAUGCCACCAAUGGGAGAUUUAGCAGCACCGCAUCUUGUGGCUCAAGUGCAGUGUCGCAGCAUUCCUCCCAGCUCUCCUCUGCAGAGUCUUCCAGAUCCAGCAGUCCCAGCCUGGAUGACUCAUCUUGCGACUCCCAGGCUUCUGAGGCCACACAAGCUCUAUCAGAGCCAGAGGAUCAUUCUCCGUCCUUGCAGGGAGAGAGGGAGACCAACUUGUUGCACAGCUCACGGCCUCCCUCCCCUCCCUCUGAGCCAGAGCCAGAGCCUGUGCUGGCUGAGAGGAGUCGACGAGGUCGGAGAGGACAGGGGGUGAGUCGGGGAAGUCAGAGCCAGAGGGUCAGGGAGCCACUAACAGUGGCCAAAAAGCCCAUCAUCAGCCCUCCAACAGGAGUACUGAUGUCUUCCCCUGCACUUAUCAACUCCCAGCAAGCUUCAUCCACAGCUUCCUCCUCGUCUUCACCUCCACCUCCCCCUCUCCUCACCCCUCCACAGCCUUCCCAGUCUUCGUCCUCUAAUACAGCUGCUAUCAGUGAACACCACACUCAGUCACCCUGGAUGUCUCACUCCAUCUCUCCUUUUCUUUCGGGGCCAUCAGUGCUGUCCAGCUUGUCAGACAAACGAAGCCGCUCAAUUUUGAGAGAGCCCACCUUCCGCUGGACAUCCCUGUCUCACCCUGAGCAGCAGUACUUUUCAUCUGCUAAAUAUGCCAAGGAGGGCCUCAUCCGCAAACCUAUAUUUGACAACUUCCGUCCUCCCCCUCUUACAGCUGAAGACGUGGGGCUGUUGCCCCAAGGUGUUAGCGGAGCAGGGGGAGCUGCUCCAGUCACAUUCCCUGCACCAGGUAGCGGAGGAGGCACAGGGACUCGUCUUUUUGCCCCUCUUCACUCCCACACCCACCACCAACAUGCAUCCUCUUCCCGUUUUGAUGCACCACUCCAGAAGCGCAGUUUGCUUCGUGCCCCACGCUUUACACCCAGCGAGGCCCACUCACGGAUUUUUGAGUCUGUUACUUUGCAGUCAUCUUCUGGAAGCAGUCCUGGCUCUCUUUCCCCACAGCAAUCAUCCUCCAGCUCAAGCAGAACCUCACGCCGCAGAAGACGACUGGUCUCUGGGACACUUCGUGGCCAACCACGGUCUCCUUCCCACUCAAUGACAAGACGCAGCAGUCAAAUUGGAGGCCAGAUAUCUGUGGGGAAAGGCCCCUCUGAGAUGUCUGUGUUGACAGGCUCUGUCUCUGGUAAUAACCCCACCGCUUUACCAGGGGUCUCUGCAAGUCAACUAGCCGCUAGUGCCUUAACUCCUGCUCAUUUCAGCACCUUCUCCACUGUGUCCCUGGGUCUGGCCUCACAAGGGACACCUGAUAGCAGGAGAGGAACCACUGGAAACCCACCUCCUUUGUCAACUACAACAUCUGCUUCCUCCCCACUUUUUCCACUCUUUCCUUCCAGUGCCCAGGACACAGGCCGAGGAGCUGGAAAAGGAGGUAAAGAAAAAGGCAUGUCAGCUCCACAGGAAUCUGCUCCAAAAGAAAAAGAAAGGGAUCCUGAGAAAAGCAGAGACAAAGAAAAGGAGAAUAAGAGGGAAGGGAGGAAGGAUUUAGAAAAAAGAAGCAAGGUUUCUUCGCCAGAUGGUUCCCCCAAUCCAGCUUCCAGCCUCUUUACUGUUGAUGGGAGGGAUACAGAAGACCCUCUCUCAUCUCUUGCACCAAAAAAGACUCCUGGGAGGAAAAAAUCCACAUCAGUUGACACGGUUUCUGACACUGCUUCUACAGAGGGACGUGGGAUCCACUCCACUGUUCCUAUGUCAAUUGCUAAAGGACGUCUGUCUAAGAAAGGCAGACCCUCUGAGAAGGGCACAGAGAUUGAAGAUGGGGAGAAAGAGAGGGAGAAGGAAAAGGAGAAGGAGAAACAAAAUGCUCCAAUCCAACAGACAGCAGGCCUCCCUGGACAACCAGGCAGACAACUCCCUGUCUCCUCUAUAGAAUCAGUGUUGGCACAAGCAGAGAAACAGCCUGUGACUGACAAGCGGGUAGUUGGACUACUGAAGAAGGCCAAAGCCCAACUCUUCAAGAUAGAGAAGAGUAAGCUAAAGCCUGCAGAACAGACCAAGGUCCAGGGUCAAGAGAGUGACUCGUCAGAAACCUCAGUCCGUGGUCCACGCAUCAAGCAUGUAUGUCGCCGUGCAGCUGUGGCUCUAGGCCGCAAUCGGGCAGUGUUUCCUGACGACAUGCCCACACUUAGUGCCUUGCCCUGGGAGGAGAGAGAGAAGAUCCUAUCUUCCAUGGGGAAUGAUGACAAGUCCUCAGUAGCAGGCUCAGAGGAGGCUGAGCCUCAGUCUCCUCCAAUAAAGCCACGGGAGACGCGGCAAAAGGCUGUUCAAGAAGCUCCUCCCAAGAAGGGACGUCGCUCACGACGCUGUGGCCAGUGUUCAGGCUGCCAAGUCCCAGAAGACUGUGGCGUCUGCACCAACUGCCUUGACAAGCCCAAAUUUGGAGGAAGAAACAUUAAAAAGCAGUGCUGCAAGAUGAGAAAGUGUCAGAACUUGCAGUGGAUGCCCUCAAAGAUGUUUCUUCAGAAGCAGGGCAAAGGCAAGAAGGACAAGAAAAAGAAUAAACUGCCUGAGAAGAAGGAGGCUGUCAAUCCAGUUAAGGGACUGAACUCGGAUCCUGGUUUGAAACCUACUCCUGCACCACCUAAGGAGGAGCCUCCCCGUAAAAAGAGUGAAACUCCUCCCUUGAAGCUAGGAGAAGAGAAGUCAAGACAGCAGCAGUCAUCAAAACAAUCAUCCCCAACCCUUACACCUUCUCCUGCUCCAGUUGACCCCCCCCAGACCCCCAGCACAGUCCCAGCCCCGGCCCCAUCUCCAGCUCCAGAACCCAAACAACUCUCAGUCACAGGCAGCAUCUCUAAUAAAAAAGGACACAAAACACAGCAGUCUGUACCAACAUCCUCCUCGUCUUCUUCUUCUUCUUCUUCCUCUUCGUCAUCAUCAUCAUCUUCCUCCUCGUCCUCCUCAUCUUCAUCAUCAUCCUCCUCCUCAUCAUCUUCGGCUCAGAAUUCCCCUGCUCAGACUACACAGUCUCAUCAGUCGUCCCAACAGCAGCAGCGGCAGCAGCCAGCUACUCAGACACCCUCAAAAAAGGAUACAUCACCCAAAAUCCAACUGAGUGAGCCCAAGAAGAAGCCCCAUCAGCACUCACUGCAGCAGCACAGCUCACCAACACCAGUUUCAGAUGCAGGUGAAUUAAAACAUUUGAAGAAGCCAUCUUCCCGGUCUGUCCCUCCAUCUCCUAAACAGAGACCAAAAGACAAGCAUGAGAGGCCGCUGACCACUAAACCUCCCAGCAGCGGUACUUUAAACUGGCUGGGCACUCCCUCGACUAGGGGCCAGGUGAAGUCCAGAGCACCCUGCGACGGAGUGCAUCGUAUCAGAGUGGAUUUUAAGAGGGACCAUGAUGUAGAGAAGGUGUGGGAGGCUGGCGGUCUCAGCCUGCUUACCUCGGUGCCUGUCACAUCCAGGGUGCUCUGCUUCUUAUGUGCAAGCAGUGGAAAUGUUGAGUUUGUCUUCUGCCAGGUGUGUUGUGAACCCUUCCAUCUGUUUUGCCUGGGGGAGUCAGAGCGCCCUCUUCAGGAGCAGUUUGAGAAUUGGUGUUGUCGACGAUGCCGAUUCUGCCAGGCCUGUGGGCGCCAGCAUCAGAAAACUAAACAGCAGCUGCUAGAGUGCGAUAAGUGCCGUAACAGCUAUCACCCGGAGUGCCUGGGUCCUAACCACCCUACCAGACCCACCAAGAAGAAGAGAGUCUGGCUUUGCACCAAGUGUGUGCGCUGUAAAAGUUGUGGGGCCACUAAGCCUGGAAAGUCAUGGGAUGCCCAGUGGUCACAUGACUUUUCCAUGUGUCAUGACUGUGCCAAACUCUUUGCUAAAGGGAACUUCUGCCCACUGUGCGAUAAGUGCUAUGAUGAUGAUGACUAUGACAGCAAGAUGAUGCAGUGUGGCCGUUGUAACCACUGGGUCCAUGCCAAGUGUGAGAAUCUGACAGAUGAAAUGUACGAGCUGCUGUCAAAGCUGCCAGAGAGUGUUGCCUACACGUGUACCAAAUGUACAGAGCGCCAUCCAGCCGAGUGGCGAACAGCGUUGGAGAGGGAGCUUCAGGGCUGCAUUCGCCAUGUUCUUACGGCACUGCUCAACUCACGCACAUCCACGCACCUUUUACGCUACAGACAGGCGGUGAAGCCUCCAGAGCUGAACCCAGAGACAGAGGAGAGUCUUCCAUCACGCCGUUCCCCAGAGGGCCCAGAUCCUCCAAUCCUGACUGAAGUUGCUCCUACACCUCCCAGUGACUCACCUCCAGACCUGGAGUCUGUUGACAAAAAGAUGGAUCAAGGUCGCUACAAGUCAGUGCUGGAGUUCAGUGAUGACAUUGCCCGAAUCAUUCAAACAGCCAUCAACAGCGACGGUGGUCAACCUGAGAGCAGGAAAGCCAAUAGCAUGGUGAAAUCUUUCUUUAUCCGGCAAAUGGACCGAAUCUUUCCUUGGUUUAAAGUCAAAGAAUCCAGGUUCUGGGAAAGGCAAAAAGUCUCCACCAACAGUGGUCUCCUCCCAAAUGCAGUGCUGCCUCCGUCCUUGGACCACAACUACGCCCAGUGGCAGGAAAGGCAGGAGCUGUCCCGCGCAGAACACCCACUGUUCAUGAAAAAGAUCAUCCCUGCUCCCCGCCCGAAGACCCCCAAUGAACCAGAUUCUCCAGCUUCGUCUCCCCCACUCCCUCCUUCUCUACCCCCACCGCCUCCACUAUUACCUGAUCGUGAGGACAGUCCAGAGCUUCCUCCUCCUCCAGGCAUUAGCGAUAACAGGCAAUGUGUUCUGUGUCUCAAGUAUGGAGAUGAGAACACCAAUGAGGGUGGCAGGCUGCUUUACAUUGGUCAGAAUGAGUGGACCCAUGUCAACUGUGCACUGUGGUCGGCUGAGGUAUUUGAAGAUGACGAUGGCUCUCUGAAAAAUGUUCACAUGGCUGUUCUCAGGGGGAAACAGCUGCGCUGUGAGAAGUGUCAAAAGCCAGGGGCCACAGUUGGCUGCUGCCUCACCUCAUGCGCCAACAACUACCACUUUAUGUGCGCUCGCCAGUGCCAUUGCAUCUUCCUGGAGGACAAGAAAGUGUAUUGUCCAAAGCACAGGGACAUCAUCAAGGGAGAAGUUGUGUCUGGGUUCGAGGUGACCCGCAGAGUUCUGGUGGACCUGGAGGGCAUUAGUCUCAGGAGAAAGUGGCUGGCUGGACUGGAGCCUGAAAAUGUUCACAUGAUGAUAGGCUCCAUGACUAUUGAUUGUUUGGGGAUACUGACUGAACUCUCAGACAGCAAACGCAAGCUCUUCCCAGUAGGAUACCAGUGUUCAAGGAUGUACUGGAGUACUUUGGAUGCCCGCAAGCGCUGUGUUUAUACCUGUAGGAUUCUAGUGUGUCACCCUCCAGUGGCAGAAUCUAAUCUGAAGAGUAUAAUGGCUCCUGAGGAGAAUCGCACAAUAGCACACAGUCCACCUUCUGUAGCAGACUUUCCAGACCCAUUUGAGUCUCCCAGACGCUCUGACACCCUUUCACCUGCCAACACUCCAAAGCUCAGGGUUUACACCAGGAAUCGGCACCCCAGCUACCCCCCAUGUCAGCGAGCAAUAGGCUCCAGGCCUAUGCCCUCUACAGGAGGUUCCUGUAAGCCUCAAAGCCAUGAGGUUGUGACAGUAGGAGACUCCCUAUUGAAUCCCACCAUGAGGAAUAUUGACUCACGACGUCACAGCUCCCCUUCUCUCUCACCUCCUUCACACCAGCUAAAUAGACAAAGAGGUGUCACCUCCCCAGCUCAGAUUAUGUCACGGCCCCUUACCUCACCUCCUCCCCUCAUCCCAUCUCCUGCCAGAGACCCUGAAAAGUCAAAACACCUCAGCAAAGAAUCAGUCCAGAGGGAGGACGAAAGAAGUAGAUUGUUUUCCACAGACAGAAGCAGAACACAACAAUCCAGAGAUCAAUCAUAUAAAGAUACAGACAAGGGAAGAGGGUCAAGUCGAGACCAGACCUCUAAGGACUCUGAGAAGAAUAGGUUAACAAGAGAAAUUGGACACAAAGACUCUGAUAAGGGUGAAGUAACAUCCAAAGAGCAAGAAAAGCGGAAACUGUUGAGUAAAGACCCAAGUCUGAAAGAGACUGAGAGGGGGAGAUCUCUCAGUAGAGACCCCUUUAGAGAUGCAGAAAAAGGGAGACAGGUCAAUAGGAACUCAGAGAAGGGGAGACAGUCAAGCAAAUUCUCAAGCAGUAGAGAAACUGACAGGAGCAAACCAUCCACUAGAGAUUCCAAUUACAAGGAUAUGGAAAAGGCUCGUCCUCUCAGUAGAGAUACAGGGUUAAGAGACUCUGAAAAGCAUAGACAGUAUAGCAGGGAAACAGGAAAAGACUCAGGCCAGGGUAAAGACAGACCGUCAAGCAGAGACUCUGAUAAGGGCAGACCUCCCUCCAGAGAGUCCAGUCACAGAAGCACAGAAAGAAAUAGAGACAAUGGCUCAGGGAAAGACUGUCACCCUAACACCCAGUUCAAACAGACUGGAGGAGAGAGUAAGAGCCCUCGACUGGCACCUGCUGGCUCAGGCCAGUCGUCUCCUCCUGUGGGCACUGCUGUUCUCACAGGACAGCAGAGAGGGAGCAGUGCCAAACAGACAGACAAACAAGGCAAACACAGUGGGAAAGACCAGGACAUUUCUGCCGGCCUCAGUCUGCUGCCUCGUCAUCGCUCCACCUCCACAUCUAAUGUCAUCCAGUCUAAGGACAAGCCCAACUCAGGGAAGGAGAGCAGCAGUGGGUCUGGAAAUGUAAUGCCAGCUUCACUACAUAAAGACUCUGUCGUUGGGAAAUCUGGCUCCCCACAGCCCUCAUUUCAGAAGACCAAUGCACGCAAAUCAAAUGAUUACUCAUCAGGGCCGGCCACAGCGGCAGUGAUGAAGCCCCUGUGGCCGUCCCGGACACCAGCAGAUGAUGACCUUGUCAAGCGAGGCUCCAUGCACUUGACCUCCCUAGCUGCAGCCCCAGCUGCCAAAGACAAACACCCCAAAGUUAAGACAGCAAGCAGCAGAGAAGUGUCCAAAGACCGUGAACGAGACAAACUCCAAAACAGCAACAGUAGCAGCAACAAAUAUCCCCUGCUUAACAAUAAUACUAAGGCUACUGGCAGCUCUAACACACACACUCAGAACCCCAGCUCCCACAACAGCAGCAACAGCAAAGCUCCAAUGAUUGGAAACAACACCAAAGCCCAUGGAAAGGCUCAGGGGGAGAAGCUUGAGAACCAGGGAGGAGACAGGUCAUCCUCAAAAAAUAGAGAGACUUUCUCUGGUCCUGAGAAAAAGAACAGCUCCAGUCUGGAAAACUUACAGCAGCUGCAACAGGCUGGUCUAACUCAAGAGAAGGGACUGAAGACAUCUUCUCAGUCUCACACCAAACCCACAACAAAUCAGCUGUCCUCUAGGCAUAAAAAGAGAUCAGUUAAGCCCCCCACUACUACUGCACUGAAGACUGAUAUUAAGACUGACCCUAAUGGGACAAGCUCUGUUGGUAGUAUUUCUUCUUCCUGUCCCAGCACAACUACUACCUCCAUUGUCUCUCCUGCUGGCCAGGGAAGCCGCCGGCCCGCCUGCUCCACUCUCUUCUCGUCAGCCUCUGCCAGCAGCAGCGACAGCUCUGAGUCUGACACUCAGACUCAGACAGUGGAAGAGGAGCACUCGCAUGGUGAUGUCAGAGAUCAUCGUAGCCUCCUCACACAAGGCACUGAGGAUGAUGGGGAUGGCCAAGACGAUGACCAUGACAGAGGAAUGGAUGACAAACAUCAUGAGGAUGACAGUGAUGGAUCAGGGUCUGCCAAGCGCCGUUACCCCCGACGUAGUGCCCGGGCACGCUCUAACAUGUUUUUUGGCCUGACACCAUUUUAUGGGGUCCGCUCUUAUGGUGAAGAAGACCUUCCCUUCUAUGGUAGCGGAGAUGGAGCUGGGGCCGUGGUUAAGAGGAGGACAGGUGGCCGUAAGAAGUCAGCUGAAGGACAGGUCGAUGGAGCAGAUGAUAUAAGCACCUCCUCUUCAUCAGGGGACAGUGGAGAGGAUGACGACAGCGGUAAAGACCCUUACUACUACAACUUCACCCGAACAAUAAUUAACCCUGGCGAGGGUCUGCCAUCCAUAGAAGGCAUAGACCAGUGUCUAGGACGAGGCUCUCAGCUCCAGCGCUUUCUUAAAGAUGAGGAGCAGCAGCAGAAGGGACAAGCAAACAGUGAAGAGGACAUGCUAAGUGCUUUGUCCCUGGGAAAACAGCAUAUUGGACAGCUGGAUGGUGUAGAUGACGGUUCAGAGAGUGACACCAGUAUCUGCACCACCAGCACUACAACCACAACUGCCACCUCCUCAUCCACCCCACAUAAGAGCACUCCUAAGAGACGGGCAAGAGAAAGGCACACUGAGAAAGUUGAUUCCCAUGAUUCGAACAAGGAGCCUGACAGUGGCGGAGCAGUAAGCGGUAACACACGGGAGGGCAGAAAAAACCAGAAGGAAAACUGUCUUCCUCUUGGGGGCGGGGUGAAGACCCAGGCACAGAGUCAGGGUCAGGAUCCACUUGAAGCCCAGCUGUCCCUGAGCACAGACCUGCUCAAAUCAGACUCUGACAACAACAAUAGUGAUGACUGUGGAAACAUUUUGCCGUCGGAUAUCAUGGAGUUUGUCCUCAACACGCCUUCCAUGUCAAUGCAGACUCUGGGUCAACAAUCAGAGCCUUCCUCCUCUGAGCUUCUGCUUGAUGAGGGUUAUGUCGGAGUUGAUGUUAACCGCCGCAAAGACAUACUGUUUGAUGACUUUUCUCAGCCUCUACCCAGUGCUGAAAGUGGAGGCGUUGUGGAGAGUAGUGUGAAUAGUUCCAUAUCUGUAGAGGAGCCAUAUCUUCCACUGGAGCUGCCCUCUGACCUCUCUGUUCUGACUACACGCAGCCCUACUGUCAGUACUAAUCAGAACCACACAGCUGGUAGUCUCAUCUCAGAUACCUCAGAUCGCACUAUGCUAGGUUUGACCUCUGACCCUGACACAAUCAGUGGAGAAAAGAGCGGGGACAAGAAAAGAGCAGGACUACCAUCAGAAAGUCAGCAUGACACAACAGCUUUGGGAAAUCGAGAUGCACAGGUCACUGAAGGUCACAUGACUCCUGAACAGUUUAUUCCCAGCCCUGCUAUUGGCCAAGUGGUUGAACCUUCAGUUAACCAGGACGUCCCACGGAGUGCUGGGACCCCUGGUUUGCCAAGUUCUCCCUCUUUGCCCCUUCAGGGUCAGAAGUACCUCCCAGUAUCAGCGGCAGGUAGCCCCAGUCCAGUCACUGUCCCGGGUCCAUCCCAGGCUCAGGUUUCCAGCCCAGCAGUCAUCAAACCGGGCCCUGAAAAGCUCAUUGUGGUCAAUCAGCAGUUUCAGCCCCUCUAUGUGCUUCAAACGGUCCCUAAUGGUGUCACCCAAAAAAUCAGUGCCACAGGAGUGAUGGACACCAGCUCUUCAGCAGUGCUGAGCCCUAUGACACUCACUACAGGUCUGAAUACUGCUCUGCCCCCAGCCCAGCCGAUAUUCCCAGCUGGGGGCAAAGUUCUCAGCACAAUGUCCCAUCCACCUCAGAUUCAUACUUUUACAGGAACCACACAGACCAGCUUCCAGACGGCAAUCCCAAGCACCACGUCGGGGCUUCUAAUAGGGUUGCACUCUCAGGCUCACGACCAGCCCCAGAUUCUGGUCUCAGAGGCGGGUCGAGCACAUGAGUUAGGCCCGAGUGUUGCCAUAGUGUCCAGUCCCUCGUCUCUCACCUCCUCCCCCACUGUUCUCGCCUCUGCUCACGGCAAGAAGAGACCAAUUUCACGUCUUCAGCCAAAAAAAAAUAAAAAGCUUGCCCGCUCUCGUAGCCAGCCUACUCUGGCCCCAUCAGACGCAGGACCUCCCAACAUGACCCUCAUCAACCUCUCCUCCCCUCAGAUUACAGCGAGCAUCCCUGGACAACCUGGUGGUUUGGUUGAGUUAAGUACUCUCUCCACGUCGCAACGUAAAGUUCCAAAUAUAAUCAAAAGGCCAAAAUCAGGUGGGGUUAUGUACUUGGAUCCUACUACCCUCCUCCAGCAGAGAAUUCCUGCAUCUGCCCCUCCGGGUAUCCUGGGUCAUGACUCCUCCACUCACCUCCUCCCCUGCACAGUCUCUGGUCUCAACCCAAGUCAGUCAGUGUUGAAUGUUGUGUCUAUGCCCCCUAGUGGCACUGCAGGCCUGUUGGCACCAGGAUCAGUGUCUCUCUCUACACCAGUGCUCAGCUCCACUGAGAUCACAGGCCCUAUAAGCAACCUCUUGUUUAAAGCCAGUCCACAUGGCUUAGGCUUGUCAGAUCAGCCAAUGGUCUUGCAGUCCGCAGGAGGAGCUCCCCUCAUGUCACAACUCAGCUCUUCUGUUCAGACAUCCAUAGCAAGCAGCAUCUGCGUCCUGCCCUCCCAACAAACUAUCAGCAUGGCUGUCAACCAGCAAGGAGAGACGGAUGGCAGCAACCUCCACUUACAGCAUCACACACAGCCUGUAAACAGAGCCCAGACUGUGGAGCCCAGUCAAAAUACAACUGUUACUUUAGCGCCGGGCACAGCCACCCCUUUAAGCCCCGCCAAAGGGCGUGUUGUUGGAGUAUUUACCCAAACACAGACCUCUUCACAGUCUCAGAGUAGCAGAACAACGCCUAUUUCCAGAUCUUCAGAACAAAGACCAUCUAACUCCACAGUGAUGUCAGCAGCAGUCACAGGAGCAGAAAAAGGCAAGAAAGCCAAGAGGAGCAGACAGAGUCCAGAUAUUACCAGUGUAAAGAAGCUUAAGUCUUCUCAGCCAGAGGAACAUCACAACCCCACAGGAAGACUCUCAUCCAACCCAAGUUCCAAAGAGCUGAGCUCCCCUGAACCCAUGGACACAGGCAAACCAGCAGAUAAACCAACUAACAAGAGUGUAUUUGGUAAAAAGAAGACGUCUGAAGGUCCAGUUUUACCAGGGAAGAUGGUGGGUAAAGACAAAGGUCUGACAGCAGGUGGAACAGGAUCUCUCAAAGCGGCUUCACCACCAGACCAGGACAAUAACAGCAGAGACAUGGUGUUGGAUAGCAAACCCAAGAAGGGCAUCAUCUUUGAAAUCUGCAGUGAAGAUGGCUUCCACAUUCGCUGCGAAAGUAUCGAAGAGGCUUGGAAAUCCCUGACUGAUAAGGUGAAGGAAGCUCGCUCCAACGCACGACUCAAAGAGCUGUCUUUUGAAGGUGUGAAUGGCCUGAGAAUGCUGGGAGUCGUCCAUGAGGCAGUCGUCUUCUUAUUGGAACAGCUGUAUGGCUCCAGACACUGUCGGAGCUACAGCUUCCGCUUCCACAAGCCCGAGGAGACCGAUGAACCUCCCAUCAACCCACACGGCUCAGCCCGGGCAGAAAUCCACAACAGGAGGUCAGUAUUUGAUAUGUUCAAUUUCUUGGCCUCAAAACACCGCCAACCUCCUGAGUACAGACCGCAGGAAGAUGAUGAUGAGGAAGGGCAGCUCAGGACUGCCAGGCGUGCGUCCAUGGAGCUACCGCUGUCGGUGAGGUUCAAGCAGCUCAAGGCCACAUCUAAGGAAACUGUUGGAGUUUACAGGUCUCCUAUUCAUGGCCGAGGUCUGUUUUGCAAGAAAACCAUUGAUGUUGGAGAGAUGGUCAUAGAAUACUCUGGAAAUGUCAUUCGCUCUGUGCUCACAGACAAACGUGAAAAAUAUUAUGAUGGAAAGGGGAUUGGCUGUUACAUGUUUCGCAUCGAUGACUAUGAGGUUGUAGAUGCCACAGUGCAUGGCAACGCUGCCCGCUUCAUCAACCACUCCUGCGAGCCCAACUGCUACUCACGGGUCAUCACUGUGGAUGGCCAGAAGCACAUCGUCAUCUUUGCCUCUCGUCGUAUCUACUGUGGAGAGGAGCUCACGUACGAUUACAAGUUCCCCAUUGAGGACGCCAGCAACAAGCUGCCCUGCAACUGUGGUGCAAAGAAGUGUCGCAAAUUCCUCAACUGAUAUCUGAAUCGAAACAUGUUGGGCAGUAGUGCCAUGAUGUUCAUGGAUGCCCUCGCUGGUGUUUGUGUGCUGACUUAUGCCAAUUUUGUGUGUCCUGUGCCCACAGGGCCACGGCUGACAAUGAGCUCUGUCAGUGUUUUCGCUGCUGGUUUUGGCAGAAAACAGUGAGACGGUGGCUGUGAGUCGUGUUGUGUAUGCAGGAAGGGCCAUUCUGGAGGAGGGGCCAUUUGUAGAAAUUCUAACAUUGUGCCUCCUUUAGUUUUAUUCAUGUCUGGAAUGGAAAGUUUCACCUUCAUUGAGGUGUUUAAUGAAAUGGUUGAGCCUUCACAACAUUGCAAUAUCAAGUUUAAUUUACUUUUGAUUAACAUUUAGAAGGUAUAAAGUUGCCCCUUCAUAAUUUCUUACAUUGGCCCAUCCUCCUUAAUUUUCUAUUAUUGUCGUUUAUUUAAAGAUCUUGUGGUCCGAAGCUGAGAUACGAACAUAAUAGAAAAAAAAAAUCAAAGAACUUGGUUCCAUUUUACACCAAAGUGCAAUUUGUUUAAGGGACUUGGAACAGUAAUUUUAUUAGAAAGAAAAAUUAGAAAACUUGUUAGAAUUAGUUUUUUUUAAUCUCUGUAUCAGCUGUUUUGAUGCACAUCUCCCUGUCUGAAUGUGCCCUGAUGCCUUCAGAGCUGUUGUGAUAAACUGGAACCUUCCCCUAACCAGGCGUUUUUCAGAAGCUUGUGGGUGUGUACAUUGAACACUGUAAAUAGGAGCUGCUCGUGUACAGCAGUCUGAAAACAGCUGUCCAGCUGGAAACACUAGGGGGAGCGGUAACCACAGAAAGAGGGUGAAGAGAUGCUGAUGGACAGAAAAAAGUGACGAGGGGGACAGAAGUGUAGAUUUGUUUAAAAACUUUUUAAAAAAAUUAUUUUUGGUUGUUCUUGUUAAGGGUGAUAUCUGAGGUUGAUGCCAUCCUUUGUACUUACAUUGACUUUUUAGUCUGACAACUUGGUAGCUAUGUAGACAUGCUAUUGAUGGGAUUAAGCCUCUGGCCUUGAGAAAGCAAGGCAGCUAGAGAUUCUGGUGGACUGACAGCCAAGGGACUGGGGUACUCUACUGAUGUGCUUUAGUAGACGUGCACAUAUUUCUAAUUGAUUUUUUGGAGCUGUGGUCCAGAAAUGGAUCUUUGUGUAACGUACAGCUGACAGUGGUAUCACAGGUUUGUGCAUGCCGUUGUUUUGUUGGUUUGUUUUUUAUCUAACUUUGUGGUAACUAUAUAAGCUCAGACUUUGAAUCACGUUCCAAAUUACAGCCACAAAGAGAACCAAACAUCAUGACCUUAAAUUGAAUUGUCACACAGCUUGUUUUCUUCUCCGCCUUUCGUGAUGAAUAUUACUACGGAAAUUGUUUUAUUUGUACGGUGUUAAUUCUUUUAAAGUUUUGUCUGUUAUCUGUCUUUUUAUUAUGGACAGGAAAAAUAUCAUGCUUGCUUUUAAAAAUGUAAAUAAUGUAUAUUUUUCUACAAAAAGACUUAAAAAGCACUCACUAGUGAAUAGCACUUAAUGAUGGUAUUUAUAUUUUUAAAAAAUCAUAUUUAUUUUAUUGCCAUUUUUGUAGGAAAUAGAGGUUUACAAACACUAAUGCUUGGUCUAUGUUUUGUAUUCCGCUGCCUUUUCAAGUUGGUUUUUUUUUUUUGUAUUUUGUUUUGUUUUUUUCCUCUUUUAAUUUGUAGCCUGAAUGUUUUCUUUGAUUCCAAAGACUGACGCUGGUCUGGGGCUUGGUCCUCUCGAGUUCAGUCCACCAGUAACUCUUUAUCCUGGGCUGUUUGGUCAGAGCUGAGGGUAUUCCAGUUAAAGCUAGCAGUAUGGCAGUCAUGUGAAUUAUUAUGCACUUGAGAGAGUUUAGAUUGUUGAUCCAUAACAGAUAUCUCCUCUCUCCAGCCUUAUUGUCUUCACACCACAUCACAUCGAGAAUCAAGUACACUUUCAGGCCGCUGCCAGACAGUCAUAUCAAAAUUUUCCUCUUCACAAAAUAGCCACGUGACUUGAAUUGGCAAUACAUGUGUAGAAUCACAUGAAGUCCUGUCAUGUAAAAGUGUUGUGUCCCUCUGCAGACCUGGUUUAUGGUAAACAGGUGCCUUUAUAUUAAAGAUACCAAGAGCAUAUAAUAUCAUAUCUCCGUUAAGCCCAUCUGUCUUCAAAAAGGAAAAAAAAAAAAAGUCUAAAACCACUUUGUCCCGGUGACCACUGACUAGUGCUCGCCUCAGUUUGGAAAUCACUUUUUAUUCUUUGAUUUAGUCUCCUCGUUGUUUGCCUUAGUUGUCACUAAACAAGCCUAUUCACACCCUGGACCGAAUAUUUCGUUAUCAGACUGUUUAGACCAACUGGUUCCACUAAGUGACUGAAGUCUAUGACUUUGUUUCUGAUUUAUCGAUGUCCACCGUUCAUGCUGACUUCGUUAUCACCUAAAGGCCGUUAGCAGUCACUACCACACUGUUGUUGUGAACUGAAACAAAAACGUUAGUUUGCACUUUAGCUGUGUUACAGGCACUGAACAGACAUAGGAAAACUCAGCUGCUUCUUCAGACAGACAAUGCAAAUCCUAUGCUGAAACAACAAGCACAGAGCGUCAUUAAGAAUAAUUGUCAACCUGUGCAUUUGGCCCCAGUACUGAAAAAAAAAAACUAAGCUCAGUCCAUUUUGGGAUUAGACCAGCUGAAGUGGUGUUUUAGGCUCUAGCAAAGUGCACUUGACUCUUUUCCACAACAUAGUGAAGGCAGGGACCACUCCAGCAGCCCUUUUCCUUCCUGACGGUGCAGUAUGUACGAUCCAGGCUGGGCUUUUCCACUCAACUGCAUCAGGUCCAGCUACCUGACCCCCCCCUUCACCUGGCCUGGUGGUCGUACUGCUGCACCCACUCUGGGCUGGCUGGGUUCUGCUGCUAAAGGUCAGCAAUGAAUGUAUAUUCCUCCUCCACGUCACCAGAUUUGUAAUGAUGCUUCGUCAGCUACAUUUGUUUUCAGUUCUUGUGUCAGUGACCCUGGUCGUUUCGGAAGAUGUCUAGACCUCUAAGUGGGUGGGUGGGGGGGGCAGCAGUUUCAUUUGAGCACUGACAAUAAAUAAUACAGAUGUGUGAACAGCAGGACAACAGGUUCUUAUUGGGUUAGUUCAACAGUUCAUGUUAGCAUCAGUGAUUACAUGUUUACUGAUGCCAAGGGCUCUGUCUAUGACUCUUACUUCUGCAUUUUCAGGGUCAGAGGGUUCAGUGAACAAUAAGUCAUUUAUUUCAUGUUUUAAACAGCAUAUACAAUAAGGAAAUGGUCUCUGUUGUUUCUUUGGACUCUUUCUACCACGCCACACCAGUGGCCCUUCUUCUUCAUUAUCUGUAAUUAUAGUAUAAAUACAUAACAAUAUUAUACGGAAACAUGCAUAGUAAUUUCUUGUACUUUAGUAUCUAUACAAUAUAUGGAAUGGACAGACAAACUUAGUUACAGUAGCAAAACAGCAGAUUUAUAAUGGUUAAUAGCAAUGUUUCAAUGUACUCUAUAAUGGUUUUGUGUUACAGUACUAUCAGAUGAAACUAACGUGCAUCAUUCUUUUGUAUAUUGAUAUCCAGUACCAAUUUUGCUGUGCCUGUAAAUGUUUCUUCACCAUCAAGGAACAUUGCAGUUUUUCUUUCUUUUUUUUUCCUCUCUCAAAAAGGAACAUUUUUCUUUUAUGUGAUGAGAAAUGUAACUGUAUUAAUGUGGUUGUGAACUUCUUGAGGUCAGCCAUUUGAUCCCCCCCCCCCUCCCCGGUUGUUGUAGUGAAUGUUUUUAUGUUUUUCUUUGUACGUUUUAACAGGGACUUUUAGACGGCUUACUUGAUGUGGUAUAAAUUAAGAGUUUGGUUUGUGGAGACCCACCAGGAGUUAGAAAGAUCCAACCAAAAUGGCUUUUUCAUUUUGGAGCCUCUCAUGUCUCCAUGACCGUCUCUCUCCUCCGAAGCUUUGGUUGUACUUAUCAUGUACUGUUUUAUAGAAAGUCAAAAUGCUGAGAUAAUGAUGAAACAUUUUAAUUUAUUUAUUUUGUGCAACAUCCACCCUGAAUUGUUCUUUUACAAGUCACGGUUUGGGCGAGGUUGGACAAGUACUUCACAUGUAUUUGUAAUUUUUUAAUUGCUUCUUGUGUAUAGAGUUUUCAGCCUAGGAUGGGAUGUGGUGUCACAGAGGGAGUGGACAGUAGGACGUGUUAUAAGAGAUCAAAGAUCAUAACAGGCUCGUUUCUUAUGCCUUGAAUAUACCUUUGUCUUAUCAAUAUUCCUCCUGCUCUGUGUAAUAAUAACGGUCUUCAAACAGUCAUACUUUCUCUCGUUUUAACAGUAUUUUCUCAAUACACAUCAAUGAAAUGAAGGAAAACCACCACAGUGAAAAAAAAAAAACCACAAACUACUUGGUUGAAUGUAUAAUUAGGAAACAAAGUUGUACAUAAAUGUAAAAAGAAAAGUUUCUAAUCAUGUUUAUUUUCUAUGCACUUUUUUAUUUAAGUGAUAGUUUAAAUAAUAAACAUGUCUCCUUUA
Sphaeramia orbicularis (orbiculate cardinalfish) is the source of this 18200-nucleotide messenger RNA. It is a transcript of the gene kmt2a, whose product is annotated as lysine (K)-specific methyltransferase 2A. NCBI's taxonomy places the organism in Eukaryota, Metazoa, Chordata, Actinopteri, Kurtiformes, Apogonidae. The transcript has 34 exons. The coding region runs from base 31 to 13662 and encodes 4543 amino acids. The record is from RefSeq and is a predicted model, not a curated record. Gene Ontology annotation, cellular component: histone methyltransferase complex; nucleus. Gene Ontology annotation, biological process: positive regulation of DNA-templated transcription. Gene Ontology annotation, molecular function: zinc ion binding; protein binding; histone H3K4 methyltransferase activity.